Molecule: messenger RNA, 1347 nt
Organism: Trichoderma aggressivum f. europaeum
Lineage: Eukaryota; Fungi; Ascomycota; Sordariomycetes; Hypocreales; Hypocreaceae
Exons: 4
Coding region: 1-1347 (448 amino acids)
Source: RefSeq, a predicted model, not a curated record
AUGGGAUCCAAGCAAUUCUCCUUCGUCAACAUCUCACACCCAGAAGAGAGUCGGAGCCGCCACAACCUAACCUACGUUCGUCGCCAUGUCAUGGCAGACGUCGGUCGUUUGAAGCGCAAAAAGCCCAGAUAUAAGAUUAUUCCCCUUCAAAUUGCUCCCAAGGAAGAUGCACCUGGGACAAAACCAGUGAAGAUUGAGGCGGCCGAGUCAGCUCCUCUUGGGAGAAUGCCGCCAUCCUUUCAAACCCAUCUCGUUGACACGAAUGCUCGUGCCUGCGAACUUAUCAGCUUCAUCGCUGCUGAGGCCGAAUAUGUAUAUCGACCGUUCCGCAUGUCAUGGGUUCAGAUUGGCCUCUCAGAUGCAGCCGCGUUUGAUCUAUGGCUUGCACAAGUCAUUGUGAUUCGAGAUCGCGCUGCGCAUGAAAAUCUUACCGCUUGCCCCCGUAUGGAGUAUUUACACAACCCCGAAGCGAAUAAGUACUACAGUAGAUCACUCAAACAGCUAUCCCAUCGACUGAGUAGUCGCGAAGAGUGUACACGCGUGGGAAACUGGGAUCGGUAUUCCAUGCAUAUGAAUGGUUUGGAGCGAAUAUAUCAUCUUCGCAACGGGUUUGAUGAAUUAGACAAGGAGUUUUCAUUAAUGGCGUUUUUUGUUGAUUUAAUGGGCGCUUCCAUGCUCGAUCGCUAUCCUCGAUUCCCUAUUCCGAAGCACUGCGUCAUUCCUUCGGAAAUGAAUUACGAAAGCGACAUAUCAGAUACGUUGCAAGUUUUACUCAGCGAUGCCAAAACCAUGGAACCUCAAGGAGAGCGGAUAUACGCUAUGCUCAGAGUAACAGCAUCAGUCGUCGCGAUGGCCAACCGGAACGCCAACGACCCCCUAUUCUGGACCCAUGACGCGGCUCUGGCCGAGAAAUUGGGCUCUGCGAGUCACUUUAUACUAUCAGUACCUAAAUCUCCACAAGACGAUCUGCAUACAGACUAUCCUGUCUUCAUUGUGCAGAGAAUGGUACAGCUCGCGUGCUUGAUGGUCAUGUCGAAGCUGAAGCAAUUGGCGUCUUUCCACUGGGACGAUAUAGACCCCCUUGGAGACCGACUUGGCAAACUGCGAGUCCCUUAUUACGAGGUUCCUGUACACCUCCAAAAAAUACGUCUCUGGGCGGUUGUGACGGCUUGCUCAUUGAUGGAUCCCGAAGCACAAGUCGCGUUUCGUAUCGAAUUGAGGCAGUCAAUAAGAGCACUUGGCUAUUACACCGCCGAGGAGGCAAUUGAAUAUGUCAAAAGUCUUCUUUGGCUUGAAAACGUGGACGUAAUUGCAGCAGAGAGCCUAUACGGAUGUUGUAACCCGUAA